AUGGAUUUUGGACCAAUUUGCGCUAGUGCUUGUAUACAAUUACCACAUAUGAUUCGUGGAGAGGGUACAGCUACUGAAAUAGCUUGUGUCAGUGGUGCUAUGACAACAUAUUCAAUAAAAAGCGAUUCUCAAUUAGUCACAACUGUUGAUUUUGGAAUAUAUUUAGCUCAAAUUCUUGAUAAGUAUCCAUCGAUUCAACAUAGAAUUGCUUUUUAUUUACCACAUUUUGUUAAUAAAUUUCAAAAAUGA
This is a messenger RNA of Rotaria sp. Silwood2, 249 nucleotides long. The record is from the annotation of a GenBank genome assembly. Lineage: Eukaryota; Metazoa; Rotifera; Eurotatoria; Philodinida; Philodinidae.